UCUGCCCACCAUCUGGCCAUUCCUCACACAGGACACCGAACACGUUGCCAGACUGAACCCCAUUGCCUCCUUCUCCCUAACUCCAUUCUCCCAAGAAAUCAGUCAAGAUGAGUGCGAUUGCUGACACCAAUGAGGGCCCGAACGAGGUCCUCAAGGUCCUCUUUGCUCUCUACCCGGGCUACAACACGCUCGACGUCGCUGGACCGCUCGAGAUCCUCAGCCGCUCUCUGCAUGAGCCCAAGGACAAGUCGACCAAAGCCUUCGAAUGCCAGUUCGUCGGCCCCUCCGCCGCAAUGACCUCCGUCCAGGGCCUCACCAUCAAGGCCGACAUGGACUACGAGGAUGCCAUCGAUGAGAUCGAAGACUUCGACGUCGUCAUCGUGCCCGGCGGCGAAGGCGUCUUCGAGGUCAUCAAGAACAAGUUGGAGCCGCUCAACUUCCUCAGCAAGUACGUCGAGCUGCAGGAGAAGAAUCCCGCCAAGGAGCGCACCAUCCUCGCCAUAGACAUCGGCUCGCUCCUCCUUGCCCAACAAGGCAUGCUCGAGGGCCUUGCUGCCACUACCCACCCCGACUACUAUACCCGCCUUGAGACGAUCUGCCAGGAGGCUUCUACUCGCGAUCUCUCGAUGCGCACCGAUGUCAUGGAGGAGCGAUACGUGGUCAAUAAUGCGCGAUUUGAUUUGGGCGAGAACCCGGACGAUAACCCGUACAUCAUCAAGAAGAGCCGUGAGGGCGCCAACAUGUCCCACGCUCGCCGGAAGUCCAUCGCGCGCAAGGGCAGCAACGCUUGGAGGGAGUCUCGCCGCCGCGAGUCCAUCGCGCGGCGUGCCUCGAUGCCGCUCGGUGGUAUGCGCGUCAUCACCACGGGCGGCGUCACGGCUGGCCUGGAUGCCAGCUUGUACUUGGUAGCUUCUCUGGUUUCUCACGAGUCGGCUCUAGAGGUCGCUCGCAUUAUGCAGUAUACCUGGGUCAAGGGCGUUACGGUCGAUGCAAUUGAUGUUUGAACGGUGCUGCGGUCCGGCGAGACUUAGCGAUGGCGUUCAAAACACUUCUUGGAAAUAAGGAUAUGGAUACGACUUCGCUUAGGCGGUUAGUCUAUGAUGUCGGGUGGGUUCAGAAGAUCUACCUCGACUUGAGAGAUGGUUACGAUAAAUUCAUUGUGUGUUAGUAUGCAAAUGCGCGAACAUUGCGACGUCCAAGCACGCGGCAC
Messenger RNA from Trematosphaeria pertusa, 1210 nucleotides. RefSeq names its product class I glutamine amidotransferase-like protein. Lineage: Eukaryota; Fungi; Ascomycota; Dothideomycetes; Pleosporales; Trematosphaeriaceae. The transcript has 3 exons. The record is from RefSeq and is a predicted model, not a curated record. Bases 108 to 1004 code for a protein of 298 amino acids.